AUGGAUAACACUGCGGAUAUGUGUAUUAAAGACUAUAACCAUAAUUAUAGCAGCCCGGAGAAUGCCAACCCCGACGACUCUACCUGGUCCCAAGCCACACUUGUGUCGAGCCUGAACUGCAUGAAUAAUGACAAAGAUGCCGAAGCCCGUUCUCUAGCGGCCAAACUAUCUGCAGAUACACUGGUCACCUCUUUCUCCGAAGGUCCAUCUCCUCGAUUGUGCCAAAACCCCUCGGCUACUGACCCUGGCAGUGGUGCUCUAAUACCGAACCCCGAUGCUUCCGAGCCCGUUCUGAACGACAUUUCCCGACCCCGCCGCACAAGGUCUGGUGACAACCAUCUUGAAUCUGAUGGGGAGAGGUACUCCGAUAAGCUUGUCUUGAGCCCUGCAUUCGCCUUCCGCGAUGGGCUUGCGGAUGACGUUGUCCCUCAGCUGCUGGCCAGGCUGCUGAUGGCAUUCGAAGCCCAGGAGGUUGGCAUGGACGAGGUAAUGGCAUUGGCUGCUUCAUCGGUCUUACAAGAGACGGCCCGUCACCCUGGCUGUAACCGGAUCACCUGGUGGAUCAUGGACAACGACAGUGGCGAUCCUAUAGCAGAUGUCGAAACGAAUCGUCUUCUCCAGGCUCGGCUGCCAUUCUUGGCUGCUCGCGCUGUGCUAGUAUCGCCCGACGGGGUUGGGAGGGACACCUGCUGCAUAGCCUGCGCCUAG
Anthostomella pinea is the source of this 708-nucleotide messenger RNA. The record is from the annotation of a GenBank genome assembly. NCBI's taxonomy places the organism in Eukaryota, Fungi, Ascomycota, Sordariomycetes, Xylariales, Xylariaceae.